UGCGUUUCCGGCUCUUGGAGUGUCCGCGUGAUUUUGAGCGAGUGCUUCUGAGUGGUCUGCUGUAGGGAGCUGGCGAAGUCUGGGGAGUCGUCCUGGGGAUCGGGGUGCCUCGGCGGACCCUCGGUGCCCCGCGGAGGUUUUGCUCCUCUGUAAGUCGCUCACCUACCCACCGCUGUCAGUCCCUGGAGCAAUCUGCUCUUCUCCAAGGCCAAGGACAGAAUUCUGUUUUAGUGAUUUGAGAAUGGCCGGGUAUUCGUCUCUCUCCGCACUAUACGCUCUACUCCUUUUGUGCCCAUCGUGUCACGUUAUGCUUAAGAGAGCCCGCUGAAGUGACAUUAUUUCCAGACCCAGAGCAGAAUCACUGCUAUUCUUUAGCUCCAGACUACUGACUCCCGUCCAAAAGUGCACUUGCAUGAAACCAUGGCUGGUUAUAAACCUGUAGUGAUUCAGACAUAUCCUGUACUUGGUGAGAAAAUCACCCAAGACACUCUGUACUGGAACAACUAUAAGACCCCUGUUCAGAUUAAGGAAUUUGGUGCAGUGUCCAAAGUAGACUUUUCUCCUCAGCCUCCAUAUAACUAUGCCGUCACAGCUUCUUCAAGGAUCCACAUUUAUGGCCGGUACUCUCAAGAGCCUGUAAAAACCUUUUCCCGCUUUAAGGACACAGCAUACUGUGCUACUUUUCGUCAGGAUGGUCAGUUGCUUGUCGCUGGCAGUGAAGAUGGCGUGGUUCAACUUUUUGAUAUUAGUGGGAGGGCUCCCCUCAGGCAAUUUGAAGGCCACACAAAAGCGGUUCAUACAGUAGAUUUUACAGCUGACAAAUAUCACGUGGUCUCUGGAGCCGAUGACUAUACUGUUAAAUUAUGGGAUAUUCCAAACUCCAAAGAAAUUCUGACAUUCAAAGAACAUUCUGACUAUGUGAGGUGUGGCUGUGCUAGCAAACUGAACCCAGACCUUUUUGUAACAGGAUCAUAUGAUCAUACCGUGAAGAUGUUUGAUGCCCGGACAAAUAAAAAUGUUCUCUGUGUGGAGCAUGGGCAGCCUGUGGAGAGUGUCCUCCUUUUCCCCUCUGGAGGGCUUCUGGUGUCUGCAGGAGGCCGCUACGUUAAAGUCUGGGACAUGUUAAAAGGCGGGCAGCUGCUUGUUUCUUUGAAAAAUCAUCACAAGACGGUGACGUGUUUAUGUCUGAGCAGCUCUGGACAGAGGUUACUUUCCGGCUCACUGGACAGGAAAGUCAAAAUCUACAGCACCACUUCCUACAAAGUCGUCCACAGCUUUGACUAUGCAGCCUCAAUCUUGAGUCUGGCGCUUUCUCAUCAAGAUGAGACGGUUGUUGUAGGAAUGACCAAUGGAAUACUGAGCGUUAAACACCGGAAGUCUGAAGCAAAGAAGGAGUCUCUUCCCAGGAGAAGGAGGCCUGCAUAUCGAACCUUUAUUAAAGGAAAAAUUUACACGAAGCAACGGGAUGACAUUGUGGUCACUAGGCCAGCGAAGAAGCACCUAGAGUGGUAUGACAGGGAUCUGAAAAGUUUUCGGAUCUCAAAGGCCCUCGACAGAGUCCUCGAGCCUAACUGUGUGAUAAAGACCCCUGAGGUUACAGUUUCCAUCAUAAAGGAACUGAAUCGGAGAGGCGUCCUUGCCAACGCUCUUGCAGGUCGGGACGAGAAGGAGAUUACCCGGGUCCUUAACUUUUUGAUAAGGAAUCUGUCUCAGCCAAGAUUUGCCCCCGUUUUGAUUAACGCUGCUGAAAUAAUCAUUGAUAUAUAUUUACCUGUAAUUGGCCAGUCAUCAGUAGUCGAUAAAAAGUUUAUAGUACUUCAAGGACUCGUAGAAAAAGAAAUCGAUUACCAAAGAGAACUCCUAGAAACCUUGGGGAUGAUGGACAUGCUGUUUGCUACCAUGACACGGAAUGGCAGCGCCCCUGUGUGGGAGCACGUGCCUGCUGAACUCCCAGAGGAGAAGACAGAGUCACCGAGGCAGCCCAGUGACACAGACAAGAACUCCUAACGGGAAUUGUGUGACUGAAUUACCAGGAAGAGGGCGGCUUCAGUACAUUCAAAAGGAUGAUUGACAGAAGUUUGAUGGAAGAGACUGGAUUAACUAAAAUUGGGGCAUAAGUAUCUGUUUCAAGAUGUGGUUUUCCAUGUAUUGAUUUCUCUUAUUUUGUAUCGAAGACCUUAGUUGUCUCGGUCACAGUGUCUGUUGACCUUGGAUGAAUUGAUACUGACCUUAAUGGAGCCAAAACCUCAGUUGCUGUGGGGCCUUGUGGCCCUCUGGAGAGGUUUCCAAGCGGAGUCCUGCCAAGAGAACAACCUUGGUUUUGUGCUUUCUGCUUUUAGCCUGGGAAAUAUCAAGAACAGCAAUAAGGAAACAUCCUUCUCUGUCCUCCCUGCCCCGGGGAGCCUCGCCCUACCCGCUUGCUGGUGUCUUCGAAGUGUUGAGUCAAGUGCUUUCAUCAGCUGCUUGUGGGACUGUCUUGUAAGUGUGGCACAACACUGGAUAUUGCCCCUGGAAGUGUGUUUAGGGUGUGAUGAGUCUGUUUUGUCACCCCCAAAUUGUGCCCAUCACCAGUGUUUUCUUUAGCCUGGCCUAUCCAGAGAGAACUGACUGAACCAGUUCCCGCCCCUCAGCCUGCUGCCUCCCUUCCGUCUUCACGGUGCUUCAGCUGUCCUCUCCUCUAUUGUGAAGGCCUUUUAGCUUGCACCUGUGUCUUAGAGUGUAUCUGUAUGUGUAACCCUUUGUAACAAUUCUCUUUCUCUGCUUAACACUUCUUCUCUGUUCUUCAUUUUGUAGGUCAGAUCAAACAGCAGCCAGUUUGUUUUGAAAAUUUGUUUUUGAAAGUUCAUUGUAAAUUAUAUUUUUUUAUAAAGACAUUCUGCUCUUCUUGACUUUCUGGGGUGUAUCAAUUCCUGGUGGACAGUCAGUGGUGUUGACCAGUAUCCUGACUGGAUAGCCGUCCCUUCCCUGCCUUCCUUCAGUGCCCCACUUAGGUUAAUAACGUAUCUGGUCAUGGCAUCUUGAGCUGAAGCAAUCCUUAGGGAAAGAUUUGUAAUAAUUUUGCUGCAUAAUCUCAGUUUUGUAAUUUUAGGGUCCCUGUCCCCCCGUUUGUUUUUUAGAAUUUCUCUUUAUAGGUUUGGCUGUCUUGGAAGUCGCUCUGUGACCAAGUUGGCUUUGAACUCAGAGAUCCGUCUGCCUUUACCUCCCAAGCACAAGAAUUAAAGGUGUGUGCCACCACCCGACUGAAUUUAGGCUUUCUUAAAGCAAAAAGGGGAUACAUUUAAAAUGUUCUGGUGUGGACACACGCUCAACAAUAAGGGGUACAAUGUCCUUUAGUGGGCUGAAGCGGUUCCGAGAUACGGUGGCUUGUGAGGAGCCUGAGUUUGCUUCUUUGAGCAGUUCCAACAUUAGUCAAAACGAGAGGCUGUGCUUUUAGUUGAAAAGGCUGAUUUACUUAAGUGAAUCCUUUUAAAUAACUCAUCCGGUGUGCGGAGAGUUUGCACGAGCAGUUGUGAGUCUCCUGUGGUCCUGUGCAGCAGUUCUUGGUCCUCAUUCUGGCCACAGCUAUCCAAGGGUUGAAUCGUUCUCUCAGAACAUUGAAUUUAGUCAUUCCAUCCCCAAGCUACUGCCCUGGGCGGGCCUGUGAGAGCCCUAACUACUCAUUCCCUUUGUCAGACUUGAGAGUGCUAUGCUCCUGUAAAAUUUAUAGCAAUUACAAAUCCUUAUGUAACCCUGGCUGUCCUGGAACUCACUAUGUAGACCAGGCUGGCUUCGAACUAACAGAGAUCCACCUGCCUCUGAGCCUUCCAGGUGCUGGGAGUUAAAGGUGUGUACCACCACAGCUCAGGGCUUGUUUUUAUAUUCAUUGAAACUUACUUGCUGUGUGAAGUGUUUUAACAUAAUGACAUAUUUCACUAUGUAACGUUGGCCUUAAGAGUCAAAUGCCUAAUCAAUUUUUAGACCUGUGGUUUUAAGUUGGGAAGUAUUUUCUAUUUUACUAUUGAUGCAGAAAUAAUGAAUUGUUGCUGAGAACUUAGUCAUUUAUGUUUAAUUUAUUAUGUUAAUUCAGAUUUCAACAUAUGGAAAGGGUUGCUUGUUUCCAGUCAGAUUUCCUACAUGUCUGUGCUAUUAACUUGCUGAAACAACUGAUGUCAAAUGGGGCCAUUAGAAACUCUGUUGAUUGAACGGAAAUGAAUUCUGUUAAAUGCUAAUUAAAGUCUCCCUUGAACAUGA
This is a messenger RNA of Rattus norvegicus (Norway rat), 4230 nucleotides long. RefSeq names its product UTP15, small subunit processome component (gene Utp15). The record is from RefSeq and is a predicted model, not a curated record. Gene Ontology annotation, biological process: ribosomal small subunit biogenesis; positive regulation of transcription by RNA polymerase I; rRNA processing. NCBI's taxonomy places the organism in Eukaryota, Metazoa, Chordata, Mammalia, Rodentia, Muridae. Gene Ontology annotation, cellular component: nucleolus; small-subunit processome; cytoplasm.